Molecule: messenger RNA, 455 nt
Organism: Strongylus vulgaris
Lineage: Eukaryota; Metazoa; Nematoda; Chromadorea; Rhabditida; Strongylidae
Source: the annotation of a GenBank genome assembly
AUGAUCGACUACGCUUUCAAGCAGGAACUCGCGCGAACGCGAGAAAAUGUUGAUGACCUGUUUUAUUAUGAUGGGCACAAGGUCGGUCGUGGAACUUACGGACAUGUGUUUAAAGCCCAGCCAAAAGUUCCUUCUGCUAAAUAUCCUGCUAAAGAAUAUGCGUUGAAGUUAAUCGAAGGUCAAGGAUUCUCUAUGUCGGCAUGUAGGGAAAUUGCAUUGUUAAGAGAACUGAAGCACCCGAAUCUGAUAUGCUUACAACGAGUGUUCCUAACGAAUGAAAAGAAGGUGUGGCUACUGCUUGACUAUGCAGAACACGACUUAUGGCAUAUUAUAAAAUUUCAUCGAGGUGCUAAAGCAAAGAAAGUGCCGGUUAUGGUGCCUAAAGGAAUGGUUAAAAGCAUAUUAUAUCAAAUUCUAGAUGGUAAUUGCUUCCACUUUCUUUAUUUCUUUUAGCU